AACAACAACAACCAUGGAUUUGAAAUGAUGUUAUUUUUGUAUUUUUAAGAGUUACAGCUAUUAAUUCGAAGGCAUAUUGUUCAUUAUCAGUUUCAGGGUUAAAAGAUGGACUAUAACCAGAUACCUAUGAACCCCUAUGCAGGGGCAGAAAUACAGGUAGAUGCAUCUCAAGCACCAAGGAUGAUCGAUCCUAACAUGAUUGAUCCAAAUAUGAUUGACCCAACCAUGAUUGACCCUACUUUAAUGAACCCUUAUGCUCCUCCGAUGUUCCCUGGGGCAGAAGCAGCUCCUCUACCUAACCAGGAGUACAAGCAGUUACACAGUCUCAUGGUAGAUGGUGGUGAUAGAUUUGGUGUGUCAUGUCUAUGCUUUGAUACACAAGAACUUCUCUGGAUGGGAAAUCAAGGGGGUCAUGUGACAUCCUACUAUGGACCUAGCCUGCAGAAGUACACAUCAUUCCAGAUGCAUCAAAAUGAAGAUGUCCGACAGAUGGCGCCACUUAAAGACAGGGGAAUAUUGUCACUGACUCAAAGUAGUUUGAGAUUGUCAGUAAGAAGGGGAACUUCACAGUUUACGUUUCAGAGUCCAGACAUGCAUGAUAUGCAGUGUAUGUUGGUAACCAGUCCAACAUCUCUCCUGAUUGGUGGACAUCAUACAAAGGUCAUUGACCUUGACCUUACAACAGUCACAGAGAGACAGAAGUUUGAGGUGCCAGAUCCUGGUUGUGCUAUUUUAAGAACUACCAGCAAAUGCAUCUGUGCUGGAGACACCAGUGGGAAGGUAACACUUUAUGAUCCAAAUACUAUGAAAGCUGAACAUGUCUUUGAUGCUCAUUCAGGGACUCUGUCAGAUUUUGAUAUCCAUGGCAACCUUUUGGUGACAUGUGGCUUCUCUAGCAGGGUAGGUAAUCUAACACCUGACAGAUAUUUGAAGAUGUAUGAUCUACGGAUGAUGAGAUCUAUGUCACCUCUACAGCUGAUUAUUGACCCCACAUUCCUACGAUUUGUACCUACAUACUCUAGCAGACUGGCCGUUGUUUCACAGGUUGGUCAGUUUCAAGUAAUAGAGGCCACAGGGACUGCCUCUCUCAACAUGUAUCAGGUCCAGUGUCAUAAUUCAAUCAUCAUGAGUUUUGAUGUAGCAGCCACAUGUCAGGCUCUGGCAUUUGGUGACAGUGGAGGUUAUCUACACCUAUUUGCCACAGAUGAAAAUAUUCAGUUUAAUCCCUUUCAUGAAGACACAGACCUUGCUGACCCAGUUGAGCCUAGUCAGAAUAUUCAUAUCCAUGACUUCUCUACACCUUACGCCAUGGUUCCCAUGAGUUAUCCUGGUACAGGCAAACUUCUCUCUGAUUGGCCAGAAUACCUAUGUGAAAAAGUUUACAGGAAGCCCAAGCAAAUUGAUUCUGAGAUAUUACGCACUAUGAAAGUGUAUCACAAUGUUGGUUAUGCCCCAAAUCCUGGGAAGGAAAGAAGAAAUCAGAUCCCAUACACAAAGGGUACAGAAGGCACGGCAAAGGGGAAAUCUAACAUACCAGAAUCACCCCUGGGCCGAGGAGAUGACCCAUUUAUGGCGAUACCAAAGCGAUUUAGAAAGGUGGAUCUUAAGUAUUCAAAGCUGGGCUUGGAAGAUUUUGACUUCAGACAUUAUAAUAAAACACAUUUUGCUGGACUGGAGAUUCAUAUACCUAAUGUUUAUUGUAAUAGCAUGUUGCAGAUAUUUUACUUCAUUGAGCCACUAAGAGUUAAGUUACUGAACCACCUGUGUGAUAGAGAAUUCUGCCUGUCUUGUGAACUGGGUUUCCUAUUUCAUAUGUUAGAUAAACAGAAAGGUCAGACUAGUCAGGCGAGUAAUUUUUUGAGGGCAUUCCGUACCUUGCCUGAGGCUGCAGCGUUGGGUCUUGUACUAGCAGAGAAUGAGGAAGUGGCGGGACGGACAAAUCUCGGACGAUUGAUCCAAAGCUGGCAGAGGUUCAUGCAUCAGCAGAUACAUUCUGAAACCUCACCAAGGCCUAUGAUAGAAAAUAAGCUGGAGGUGCCCGAAGUUGAGAAAGAAGAAACAGUCGUUGAAGGUGCCACAGCAGAAGCUCCCCCGCCAGUAGAGGAACCUGAAAAACCUGUAGAGGAGAAGGUAGAAAAGGAAAAGGAGGUGAAGAAAGAGGAGCCAAAAUCAUCAAAGUCCAAGAAGAAAAAGAAAAAAGGCAAGAAGGAUAAAAAAGAGGAUAAAGAAGCAAAAAAAGCUGCUGCUACAGAGACUACACAGGGGAGUGUCACAGAACAGCCAGCAGAGAAACCUGAGGGGGAGGGUACUGAAACACCUGUGGAGUCUCCAAGAGAAGAGAAAGAAAAGAAAGAUGGGUCUGUGGUCAACGAUAUAUUUGGUCUGGACACCGUGACAACAUUGAGGUGUCGCUGCGGCCAGGAAAAUACGAGGCAGAACACUACAACACUUGUGAAUCUCAAUUAUCCCGACUGCUCUGGACAAGGUUUAAACAAGGGACCAGUCCCAAAGUCAGGUAAACAACAAAGUAAAGAAGUGCUCACACUGCCAGAUGUGUUAGCUUUAAACUGCCAGCUGGAGAAUCCGAGAGAUCUGGAGUUCUGGAAGAUACAGCUUAUGUUAUUAAAGCAGAAAGAUGAAGGUGAGAACUCAUCAUCAACAUCAUCAUCCCCUAUCCCACUACAGUCAACUACGGUCAUGUGUAGAUAUGGUAGAAAAUGUACAAAGAAAGGCUGCAGGUUUAGGCAUGAGCAAGAUAAUAGCUCCUGGUUACAAGAUGACAUCAUGAAGAUACACACAGAUGACGAGAAUGAUCCAGUAUGGAUACCAUUUGGUCUACAGGUUAAAUUAGAGAAUGGUAAACUGAAAAUAGAGGAGUUCCCUGAUGAUGAGCCAUUACCAGAUGAUCUAGAUCCAAACACAAAAUAUUACGAGUUGCAUGGUACAGUAUCCCAUAUCAAGGACAGUAAGGGUGGCGGCCAUCUUGUCAGCCAUAUUAAAGUGGGAGAAACGUUCCACCAGAGGAAAGAAGGUGUAACAACCACACAGUUUUAUCUCUUUAAUGACUUCUCUAUCUCAGAUGUGGAAAAAGAAGAGGCUGUCCGGUUUAAUCUGGAAUGGAGGGUACCUUGUACACUCUACUUUAUUCGUAGAAACAUCAAACAGUUCUAUGAUAUCACAGUGGUUAACCCAAUUACCAGCACUGUACUGACAGAUGAGUCCACCCUUAUCAACCCAAAGAGGAGAAAAAUGACAUUUUUGCCAUUCACUGAUGAAGAGUCUCCAAAAGAAGGGGACAUAAUUGGGCUUGAUGCGGAGUUUGUCUCCCUUAAUCAGGAAGAAUCUGAGUUGAGAAGUGAUGGUACAAGGUCAACUCUGCGACCUAGUCACAUGUCUGUAGCUAGGAUUACAUGUAUCAGAGGACAAGGAGAAAACCUUGGUGAACCUUUCAUAGAUGACUAUAUCUGUAGUCAUGAACAGGUAGUGGAUUACCUUACACAGUAUUCUGGAAUCAAACCUGGUGACCUUGACCCAACCUUGUCUAAUCGUCACCUGACCACGUUAAAGGCAACCUAUCAGAAGAUCCGAUACCUAGUGGACACGGGGGUCAUAUUUGUGGGUCAUGGGCUCAAGAAGGAUUUUAGGGUCAUCAAUAUCCAUGUGCCAAGGGACCAGAUAAUUGACACUGUAGAAUUGUUUCACCUGCCUAGACAGAGAAUGAUCUCACUCAAGUUCCUGGCCUGGUACUUUCUCAAGAUCAAUAUACAGUCAAUAACCCAUGACUCUGUGGAGGACGCGAGAACUGCCCUACAGUUGUACCUGAAAUACCAGGAGAUGUCUAAAGAAGGCAUGGACAAAGUGCGUAAAGUUAUAAAAGAGAUGUACGAGUUUGGACGUAAAAAUCAGUGGAAAAUAUCCGAAGGCAUAGAAGAGGCGACGGAUGACAAUGCAAUAGCUUUCUUGUAAAGUAAAACAAUGGAAAAUGUUAUUUAAUGUUCAUUUGGUUAUGACCAGAUCGUGUUUGAACCUUUGGAAAACUGUGGUAACGCAAAGAGUUGACUGAUGAUACCGCAAUAUCUUUCUUAUAGAAAGAAGUCAUGGAUGAGUAUUGAUAUUGUUUUACCAGACUGAAUUAGAUGAACACAAGGUUCAUUAUAAUACUGGUUCCUCAUCAAAUAAAUGGCUUUUGAAGAAUUAUUGUGGUUUCCUCAAACUACUGGUUUCGAGGAACUUAAAUAUGAAGAUGUGCGGAAAAGAAACUUUGAUACCGGUAGAUGUUAAUGAAAACUGUUACAGUAUAGAAACAAUGGUGAGAUCCUGACAAAUGAAAAGGUAAACAAAAAUAAUGUGGAUAAUAUUAGAGGGAUGAUGCCCUGUGAAUGAUUUAAUGUCAGGUGGAUAAUGUUGUGUCUUUUUAGCUCACCUGUCACAAAGUGACAGGGUGAGCUUUUGUGAUCGCUUUUCGUCCGGCGUCCGUCCGUCCGUCGUCCGUCCGUCCGUAAACUUUUGCCUAAAAUGACAUCUCCUCAUAAACCACUAUGCCAAUUUCAUCCAAACUUCACAGGAAUGUUCCUUUGGUGGUCACCUUUAAAAAUUGUUCAAAGAAUUUAAUUCCAUGCAGAACUCUGGUUGCCAUGGCAACCAAAAGAAAAAAACUUUAAAUAUCUUCUUUUAAAAAACCAUAAGAGCUAGAGCUUAGAUAUUUGGCAUGAAACAUCUUCUAGUGAGUGUCUACCAAGUUUGUUCAAAUAAAAGCCCUGGGGUCAAAAUUGGCCCCGCCCCAGGGGGGCAUUGAUUUUCCCUAUAUGCAUAUAGUAAAAACUUAAAAAAUCUUCUUUUAAAGAACCGUAAGAGCUAGAGCUAAGAUAUUAAGCAUGAAACAUCUUCUAGUGAGUGUCUACCAAGUUUGUUCAAAUUAAAGCCCUGGGGUCAAAAUUGGCCCCGCCCCGAGGGUCAUUGAUUUUCCCUAUAUGCAUAUAGUAAAAACUUAAAAAAUCUUCUUUUAAAGAACCAUAAGAGCUAGAGCUUAGAUAUUUGGCAUGAAACAUCUUCUAGUGAAUGUCUACCAAGUUUGUUCAAAUAAAAGCCCUUGGGUCAAAAUUGACCCCGCCCCAGGGGGUCAUAGAUUUUCCCUAUAUGCAUAUAGUAAAAACUUAAAAAAUCUUCUUUUAAAGAACCCAAAGAGCUAGAGCUAAGAUAUUUAGCAUGAAACAUCUUCUUAUGAGUGUCUACCAAGUUUGUUCAAAUAAAAGCCCUUGGGUCAAAAUUGGCCCCGCCCGGGGGGGGGGGGGUCAUUGAUUUUCCUUGUAUGUGUAUAGCAAAACUUUAAAAUCUUCUUUGGAAAAACCCAAAUAGCUAGAGUUAAGAUAUUAAGCAUGAAACAUCUUUAAGUAAAUAUCUACAAAGUUUGUUAAAAUAAACGACCGGGGGUCAAAACUGGCCCUGCCCCAGGGGUGUCAUUGUUUUUAACUAUAUGUUUUUACUGGUUUAUGAUAAUAAGUCUAGUAGAAUGAAAGAAUGUCAUGUUUGAAAAUUAAUAUGUAAGAUUGACACCCCAAGGUUGUAUAAAUUAUACUAUGUCAUGCAGAUAAUAUAAGGUAAUGUGGAUUCUGAAUACUCUGAUCAGGUGGGCAGUGUAUGUUUAGAUGUAUGAUAAUUAAAUUUCAUUUCAAUUUUGCUGCCUCAUUUCUUUUGUCUUGAAAGACCGGGCUUAUAUAUGUGUAUUUUUUUAAGAAUAAUUGUUGAGAUAAUCAUGUCAUAAUUAUGUGCUAAAUCUAACAGAUUUAUCUUUAUUUUGAUCUUGUACACAAAUUGUUAUUGAAAAAAAUGUCAUUAAAAAUAAAUGUGCUGAACAAUUAAA
Messenger RNA from Ruditapes philippinarum (Manila clam), 5860 nucleotides. Its product is annotated as PAN2-PAN3 deadenylation complex catalytic subunit PAN2-like. NCBI's taxonomy places the organism in Eukaryota, Metazoa, Mollusca, Bivalvia, Venerida, Veneridae. Gene Ontology annotation, molecular function: nucleic acid binding; protein binding; poly(A)-specific ribonuclease activity. Gene Ontology annotation, cellular component: PAN complex; P-body. The transcript is spliced from 30 exons. The coding region runs from base 106 to 3966 and encodes 1286 amino acids. The record is from RefSeq and is a predicted model, not a curated record. Gene Ontology annotation, biological process: nuclear-transcribed mRNA poly(A) tail shortening; mRNA processing.